This is a messenger RNA of Owenia fusiformis, 2180 nucleotides long. Lineage: Eukaryota; Metazoa; Annelida; Polychaeta; Sabellida; Oweniidae. The record is from the annotation of a GenBank genome assembly.
AAAUUAAUGAAUACCUCUGAAAUAAAACCUGGCCAUAGUCUGAUUGUAAACUUCAAUUCACCAGUAAAGUAAAAUAUGUUGAGUUAUGUGUGACAUUCUCACAUUGCGAUGCCUUUAAGUAGUAAUCUUGAUGUGGGGCAUGACUAGAAAUGAUUUACACUAAAUGUCAUCUUAAACAUUGUCUUUUCAUGUUUCAGGUUUAAUUAGAAACCUCCAGACAUUACCUUUCUACAAUAGCUACAAUUUCUGAGAUGGCUGAGUAUACAAGUAUAUUCGGUGGAGGGGAGCUUAGUCAGCCAAUUGGGGCACCAAUCUUUUCCCCCAAAAGAUCCUCAAAGAAGAAAAGACGUAAACUCUUUGUUGAAACUGGUAUGUUUGGUGAUGGGGAGCUCAGCCAACCAAUGGAAACAGUUGUCUUCUCAUCUAAUAGCCAGGCAAAGAUGCAACAUAAAUCAUCUGAAGAUAUAGUUUCAGCAUCACACAAUAGUUGUCAAAAGGAUUCAGAAAAUCUACAUCCGAGCUCUGGUCAUCAAGAACAUGAAGAAAAGACAAUGUUCAAAUUGGGCAAAAGAAAGCAUACACAUUCCGAAUCAUCAGGAACAGGAAAAUCUGAAACUUCGCAGUUGAAAAAGAUUGAAGAAAUACACCAUGAAGGAACAGUUGAUAAUCAAAGUACAUCAACUAAAAAACAUAAAAAGAAGAAAAGGAGCCACAAACGUAAAGAUAAAGGUGAAGAGGAAAACAUGUCUGUUGAAAAUAUCAAAACAGGAGAUAAUAUGUUUAAAGACAUAUCAAUAUCAAACAAGGAUGAUGAACCAUCUACAACAGGUAAAGUUAAAAAGAAGAAACAUAAGAAGAAGAAACAAAUGAGUGUGGAAAGGCAACUGGAGAUCAAAAAUGACACUCCUGAGUCUGACUUAUCCAUUGAAGCGUCAGGAACAGGAAAAUCUGAAACUUCGCAGUUGAAAAAGAUUGAAGAAAUACACCAUGAAGGAACAGUUGAUAAUCAAAGUACAUCAACUAAAAAACAUAAAAAGAAGAAAAGGAGCCACAAACGUAAAGAUAAAGGUGAAGAGGAAAACAUGUCUGUUGAAAAUAUCAAAACAGGAGAUAAUAUGUUUAAAGACAUAUCAAUAUCAAACAAGGAUGAUGAACCAUCUACAACAGGUAAAGUUAAAAAGAAGAAACAUAAGAAGAAGAAACAAAUGAGUGUGGAAAGGCAACUGGAGAUCAAAAAUGACACUCCUGAGUCUGACUUAUCCAUUGAAGCGUCAGGAACAGGAAAAUCUGAAACUUCGCAGUUGAAAAAGAUUGAAGAAAUACACCAUGAAGGAACAGUUGAUAAUCAAAGUACAUCAACUAAAAAACAUAAAAAGAAGAAAAGGAGCCACAAACGUAAAGAUAAAGGUGAAGAGGAAAACAUGUCUGUUGAAAAUAUCAAAACAGGAGAUAAUAUGUUUAAAGACAUAUCAAUAUCAAACAAGGAUGAUGAACCAUCUACAACAGGUAAAGUUAAAAAGAAGAAACAAGAAAUAAAUAUUAGGAAGCAUACAGAAAAAGUCAACAAUGAGACAAAACGAGAAACAGAAAUUCGUAUCUUUACUCCUGAUGAUGUUGAGAAGGCCAUAGUUAGUGCUGGAGAUAAAUGUGAUAUUUUAGAUGUAUUAAACAACAGUGUUUUAAGCCAUCGUACACCAAAAGCUCUUAAAGUACUGAUGAAAACCAAGCCAGAUUUAUUUAAAGGACAUCCAAGUAAGUUUAAAAAUAAUGGCCCCAAUUGGUGGUGUGUGAAGGUUUAUUACAUUUUGUUGAGUUAAAAAAGUAGCAACUUUGAGGGAAAUUCAUCACAAUGGAUGUUCAUUUUAGUUAGGCUGAAUCACUUGAAGAACCCUCCCAAUAAUUCUUUUUAUGAUAGAAGCACCAAAAUCGGUACAAGUGUAGCUGAUUGUAACUGAAAAAAAUGGCUCGAGGCAGCAAGUGAUCCGGAGCCUCGUUUUGGAAAAAAUUCAAAAUGGCCGCCAGUCUGUUUGUGAUUUAGCCGAUUUCUAUUAAAAUCUCAAAAUCCUCUAACAUAUUAAUGAAAACUGCAUAGAAACCUCAAGAAGUGGCUUUGAAAUGAAUCUUUUUUGAUGAACUGACAUUUAACUUGAGUUUCAAAUGUAAAACGGCGUAAAACAAGG